AUGAAAAUAUUUCGAAUACGAUCAUUUGAGGAAUACGGUAAAGGAGAGGUGGUACAGCUAUGUAAAUGGGAUGAGGUGAAUGGUGGCGAUGGUGAUGAUGAUGAUGAUGGUGAUGUUGGAAAUAGAAAAAAAAGAGGGCUGAUACAUCAACAUUCCGAAGCAAUAGUGGAAAGAGAAUCGAGAGAACGAGAAAGAAUUUAUUAG
This is a messenger RNA of Dracunculus medinensis (Guinea worm), 204 nucleotides long. NCBI's taxonomy places the organism in Eukaryota, Metazoa, Nematoda, Chromadorea, Rhabditida, Dracunculidae. The record is from the annotation of a GenBank genome assembly.